Messenger RNA from Mucor velutinosus, 426 nucleotides. RefSeq lists its product as uncharacterized. Gene Ontology annotation, cellular component: membrane. The record is from RefSeq and is a predicted model, not a curated record. The transcript is spliced from 2 exons. NCBI's taxonomy places the organism in Eukaryota, Fungi, Mucoromycota, Mucoromycetes, Mucorales, Mucoraceae. The coding region runs from base 1 to 426 and encodes 141 amino acids.
AUGAUUGGUAUCGAUAACUAUCUCGCAGUUGGUUCAGUAAAGAGCGCUUGGGUCUCCCUCUAUAUUCUCUCUAUUGUUUGGGGUCUGCUCUACAUGAUCCGUCCUCUCUUUGACACAAGCUCUGACAUCUCUGAUAUGGAGACUGGAGACAAGCGAUCUGGAGGAUUCUUGUCCCGUAUUGGUAAAGCUUAUGAUGUUGUCAAGGACAACAUGCUCAUGCAGUUAUUCGCCUUGUCUCUCAAUGCCUUCGGUGCUGCAUCAACUAAAGCUUUGGCAAUUCUCUCCUGGAUCUUCUUUGCAUUGACUAUUUUCUAUGCUGUUGCUGUCAUGUUUAUCGAGCAAAAGAUGGUCCGUGCUGUGUUUGGUCUAAUUUUCUUUGUAUUGACCUUAAUCAUGACCUCCCUUGCUUUCAAACAUGGUUGGUAA